AUGGCUCUACGUGGAGUUAAUGUUCCUCCAGUCUUGGUCUUCACUGUACACGGAGAAUACCUGAGAUCAUUCCCGUAUGACCCUAAUGUAAUCAAUAUGGUCCACGGAAUGCGGAUGUUUCAUAAUGCAACAUCAGGCCAGACUAGUCUCUGGCUUACAGAUGUUGGCAAUGGUACCCUUGGACACACCGUCAAGAGCUUCUCUCCCACAGGCACGGUGGAGCAUGUCCUUGGUACAGCAGGCAAGGCUGGCCCUGGAUUGGCCCCACUACAGUUUGACCAGGUAGCUGACAUUGCUCUGAACAAUGACGGCGAUAUGUUCAUUGUUGAUGGGGACGGUGGUGUCAAUAACAGACUCAUCAAACUUCACAGAGGAGAUUUCAAGCUAGCCUGGCACAAGGGCAUGAAUGGGACAGCUAGUGGGCAGUUUCACAUACCACACAGUGUUGAGCUGGAUGGAGUUGGGCGUGUGUGGGUUGCAGACAGAAUGAACGGCAGAUUACAGGCAUUCAGCGAAGAUACAGGGGACUUCAUCGGAGAAUGGACGUUGUGCUUCAAAAAUGGGGAACCAUACUCAGUCGGGCUGAGUGCAAGCCACACCCACUUUAUUGUCACCCAACUUCAAGCCAAUCGGAUUCUCUUCAUUGAAUCACCGAGGCAACCAGGGUCGAUUGGCAACUGCACUGUGCUAGACAGCAUUCAAUUAGCAGAAGACAUUCAGCCACAUCUUGUGGCAGUCAGCCAAUCAGAGGGAGCAUUCUAUGUGGGCGAGCUGGGAUCCAAGGCGUGCCAAAAGUUUGUGCCUGUUUCCUGA
This is a messenger RNA of Patiria miniata (bat star), 813 nucleotides long. It is a transcript of the gene nhlrc3, whose product is annotated as NHL repeat-containing protein 3-like. The coding region runs from base 1 to 813 and encodes 270 amino acids. The record is from RefSeq and is a predicted model, not a curated record. The transcript is spliced from 5 exons. Gene Ontology annotation, molecular function: protein binding; translation repressor activity; ubiquitin protein ligase activity. Lineage: Eukaryota; Metazoa; Echinodermata; Asteroidea; Valvatida; Asterinidae. Gene Ontology annotation, biological process: protein polyubiquitination; proteasome-mediated ubiquitin-dependent protein catabolic process; negative regulation of translation.